This is a messenger RNA of Arabidopsis arenosa, 574 nucleotides long. NCBI's taxonomy places the organism in Eukaryota, Viridiplantae, Streptophyta, Magnoliopsida, Brassicales, Brassicaceae. The record is from the annotation of a GenBank genome assembly.
CCACACCUUCAUAUUCACAAAAAAAAAAAAAAAUGGCCUCAAAGAGCUCAACUACCAUUUCCCUCAUCAUCAUCCUCCUCAUCAGCCUCGCAGAAGCAAACCUCUUAAGCUCCCCUUCACCGACCAACAACUUUGGCACGUGUCCCAGAAACCCAUUGCAACUAGGCGUAUGUGCCAACGUCCUUGGCCUAGCCAAUGUUACAGCUGGAGACCCCAGAGCACGACAGUGUUGCACUGCCAUCAAUGGUCUCACUAAUGUUCAAGUAGCCGAUUGUCUCUGCUUUAUCUUCAGGCCACUUCCUUUGGUUUUCGCUAUCGAUGAAGCUGUUAGAGAAAUCUUUUUUGCUUGCAAUAGGGUUUUUCCAAUCGGUUUCCAGUGUCCACCACCAACAGUACCUACCCCUUAAUUCCCCUAAUUAAGAGCCCUAUCCGGUGUUUACUUGCACUAUAAGUUUGCUGGCACCACAAGUAUGGGUUAUCUAUUAAUGUUUUACAGUGUUGGUGUGUAUUUCGUUGUUGAUUAGGACGUAAUUAUAAGGGACUAUCGAUGUUUUAUUAAAAAAAGGACUGUAUG